Neolamprologus brichardi is the source of this 8897-nucleotide messenger RNA. NCBI's taxonomy places the organism in Eukaryota, Metazoa, Chordata, Actinopteri, Cichliformes, Cichlidae. The record is from RefSeq and is a predicted model, not a curated record.
GACUGGCAGCGAAAGCUUUGCCGGACAGCAAGGUUGUCGCUGAAGGGGCAACAAUCCCAACAGCAAAUUUUGGUGUUCCUCAGGGAAGCACUUCACCAUUUUGGGUUACAAUGAAAACGUAUCCCUUUUUGUUCCCUACCACAUCUCCUUGGUUUGUCAUCCCAGAUUUUGUGACGGUCCGGCUGACAAAAAAACAGAAAAACCGUCCUCCAGGCUCUGUGUUCCCCCACAUUAUGCUGACCGGUUUGCCAGAAGGGAACUACAGACACGAGGAUGUCGCCAAGCUGGUGUGGCACCAUUUCCCUGUUCAUAAUCUUCAUACUCUGUACUACAAGAUCAUCGUUUUAUCACUGCAGAGGAGGGCCUUCGUGUACUUCAGUGACUGGAAUGCCUGUACCAAUUUUGUUCAACUGCACAGGAAAAAUCCUAUUUCUGUCGGAGGUCAGAUACUCAAUAUCCACUUCGUGUUACAGGACAUGCGUCCUGGAUCCAGUGAGGAGGUCAUGUACAGAAAUCUGAUGAAAUGGAGCAAUAUUCAUGUUCCAGAUUCAGAGGCUCUGGAGGAGCGGCUGAUCUGUGUGGAGAUCUCUGAGACAUCUGUUGACCUCAUCAUGAUGGUCAUGCAAGUGGUGGCAUUCAGUGGUUCUUUUGUCAGAUUCUUGCCACUUGCUAACAGGAUUUACAUUGAGAUGGCAGAAUCUAGUCUUGUAACAGAGGUGUUGGAGAAGAUUGCUUCAAAUGAACAUUUAUCUACGAAUGUAAUUUGGAAAAAAGUUCGACGUAUUGAAACUUUGAAGAGCCUAAAACAGCGUCUGCAAGACUCCAGUGAGAUUAAAGUAAAUCUUGAACUGGACACCACAGAUCUUGAGUUCCCGACUGUGAUAAGUGUACCACAGUCUUCUCUUUCUGAUAAAGGAGCGCAAACUCUUCAGCAAACAAGUACCUCUGGUUCUGCUCAACCAGCAGUAUCAGUUAGUUCCAACAUUUCUAAGUCUCUCACAGCAGGACAAAGUGCAACAAGUGACCAAGAAAUGGAAGAAGCCAGUGAUAAACCAGGAACUGAGAUCACUAUAACAUCCACUGUUGCUCUUCAGGUGAGUCAGGAUGUAGAGAAGGUGGAAGGGAGGGUAGGGGAAGAAGGGUCACCAGUAAUUUCAGUCACCUCUGCUGAUGGAAGAACUUUUUCAGCUGCUUCUACCCCUGCUCCUCCAGUCACAAGUCUGACAAAGUCUAAGGAAACGAUCAAAGAACUUCCUUAUAUUAAUGCUGACGAGCCCAUAUUGAUUCAGGGAACCAAGACACAGACUGUGGAUAAAAUGAGCCCCAGCAAGAGAGAAACAACCUCUAGAAGUGACUUGGAUAAAGAGAAAAUGGAAGAAAAGCAGACCUGCGGAGUGGAAAUAGAAAACCAAAGCCUGGUUGUGUCGACCACUACAAAACAGAUCUCAACAAGGCCCUUAAACGACUCCACGAGCAGCUCAUCUCCUAGUGUCAUCCAGAUCUCUGUCUCUUCUUCUCUACAAUCUAUUGAAACUCCUCCCUUCCCUUGCCAAACAGCACAGCCAGAAAAUCCAGAGUCUCCAGAGAUAGCCUUACAUUCUCCAUCCUUCAGCUGUAAGCCUUCUUCAUCAACGAUUGCAUCAACAGCAGCAGCAGCAGAUGUGACAGUAGAGAUAUAUCAGCUUCAUAGAGAUGAAGCAAAACCCAAAGAAAGUGCAGUAGGGAAGUCUGGUAAAGUGUUAGCAGAGGGCAUUACUACAGAGACAAAUAGAACAGAAACCUCAUUAGCUAUACAUUCAGCUGCACAUAGUCAGGGGUUAGAGUUGACAAGCCAAAAACCGAAUCUAGAAAUUGAUUUUAACAAUGGCAUACUCAAAGAGUCGAAGGAGAGGACAGAAGAAGAAUGCAGAAAUGAUUAUUCUGGCAAGUAUCCUGAGGAGGAGGACUUUGAAGAUUACCAAAUCCUAGACUCGAUUGAGGAUCAAUUGGAUGAACAGAUGAAUGAAGACGGAAGCCAAGAUGACACUGAAACCAAUUUAUCUGGGUGUGUACAAGAGCCAGGCAACUCUUACCAGGUGAUGGAUAGUGUUACCGAGGACCAAGCAUCUGUAGUUAAAGAGGACUCUCAAGAAGAUGCCACUGAUAAGGAUGUGUUAGAUUCAAGAACGAACCAAAGUCCAAGGAUCAAGGGAGCUCGAACGACAAUACAAACACAAGGAGAAAUGCAGAGGUCUUUUAAAGCCCCCGAAAAUUUGGGCCAAAUCCUAAAUGUUGAAGAACAAGUCAACAAAGACAUGUCAUGCGAUGCAGCUUGUGCUAAACAAGAAACCUUUGAGAUAUUGGAUUCAAUUGAUGAUAACACUGAUGACCAUGUUUCUUCAGAAACACAUAUUUUUGAUGAGCUAAAUUUCAGUUUAGAGGACUUUGUCACUGUUGAUGAAAUUGGUGACAACACGGGAGAAGCAGCCUUCAGCCACCAAAGCCUCUCUUCUCAUAAGCAGAACUCUGAAAGGAAAAGAGAAAGGCAAAGCUCUCACAUUGCCUCCUCUUCUUCCUCACCCAUGCCAACUCACAUCACAGUGAAAGGAAAUUUGUCUUCUAAUGUCUUUAAGACCUCUACCUCCUCAUCUUCUCAGUCUUUUGAAACCUGUAGGAAAACACACCCAAGCAAGUUUAAGUACUCAGCCAGAGCACUGCAUACUUCAUCCUCAGAUUGCAGGGCGCAUUCAUUAAAGAUGGCAUCAGCAGCAGCAGCUAAGACAUCGGUUGACACAUAUAAGCUGCACAAAGAAACAAGUUCUGUUGAGUCAGAGUCAAGGCAGUCACCUGGACCUGAGAAAGGCCAUAGACUGCAUAAGUUGGACAGUCAAGUCAUGGAGAGCAAUACAGAUGCAGUUAAAACCUGUUCAAAGGAAUGGAGUGAAAUCGGAUUGGAUGAUUCUGUCCAACUAUUACAUGGGGUUUCUAAACACCAAGUAGCUACCAAUCAAGAGGAUGAUUGCCUGGUUGAAAAUGAAGACUCAGCAGAGAAAAGGGAGGUUGAGGAAAACAAGAUUCAGAUAAUGGAAAAUUCUGAUAAAUCUACAGUUCUAGAUGCAGCUGAUAAAAUUCAAAUGUCAAUUACAAGUAGCAACCAAAACCCAAGAGGCCAAACAGAAGAUAGAAGAAGAAAAGAAAAGGAAGAAUUGUUUUCUGAAGAAUCCUGCAAAGCGUCCAAAGAUGCUGACAACAGAGACAUGAACGAUUAUUCAUCAGAUAGUUCUGAUCAUGAAACCUUUGCGAUAUUAGAUUCAACUGAUGAUCAUACUGAUGACCAUGCCUCAUCAAACACCAACCUUUUUGAUGAGCCAAAUUUCAACUUGGAGGACUUUGUCACUGUUGAUGAAAUUGUUGAUGAUGUGGAAGAUAUGGCCUUAGACCACCCAAGCACUGCUUCAUCUGAGCAGAACUCUAGAAUGAAAAGUGAAAGGCAAGGUUCAAAUGUUUCAUCUCCUGUAAAGCAGACUUCUACAAGAUCCCCGAAAGACUCCAAGAGCUCAGCAACUUAUUCUUCUUUCUCACAUUCCUUAUCCAAGUCAAUGAAAGCCACUGCAAGGAGCAGUUUGUGUAUGGCUAUGGAAACUCCUGCCUCCUCUGUGGAAAAAGCAGCAUCAAGUAACCCAAAAUCUCCAGCCAGAGCAUUGCAAGUUUUGUAUUCAGGUUUUAGGACCUGUGCAUCAAAAGCAGCUCUAAGUGGAGUUGAGACUUGUCAGCCAAAUGAAGAACAAGCAAAACCAACAGAGAGUUUAGUGGUAAAAUCUGACCACAAAAUUUCAGCCAAUGGCAUUGCUUUGAAAAUUGUUGAGUCAAAGUCAAGCCAGUCAUCUGCUCUUGAGCAAGGCCAGGCAUUCUUUGGAGGUGGCUAUAAGGUCUUGGACAGUAUUGAAGAUGAAAGUCCUGAGGAGUUUAGUGAAAUGGAAAUGGAUGCGCCUUUCAAAGCACUAGACAGUGUAACUGAAAACCAAACAGCAACAGUUCAAGAGGCCACUCAAACAGUUAAAGAUGAAGGUUCCACAUUGAUGCAGCUGUCCAAGGAGCAUGUCAUUCAAGUAGAUAAUUCUGAUAAAUCUGUUGCUGAAGAUUCGGCUGAGAGAAACGAAGUGCUGGACACAAGUAAGAAUCAAGCUUCAAGGAGCAGGGGCGAUGGAAGGUGGGGGAAAGAAAAAGAACAACAGAUGCUUUCAGGAGAAACCUGCAAAGACUCUGGCCAAAUGACAAAUGUUAAACAUCAAAGCAUCAAAGAAGCUUCACCAGAUAGUACUGAAGAAGAAGGCUUUGAGGCACUGGACUCUGCUAAUGAUCACGUCGAUGACCAAGUCUUUUCAGAUACCACCCUUUUUGAUGAGCAAAAUUUUAACUUGGAGAAUUUUGUCACUGUUGAUGAGAUUUUCGAUGACUCUGGGGAGGACCAAAGCACAGAUGUGUUAUCCUCUGCCGAACAAACCUCAUUAAAAUCCUUGAAAGGUUUCAAGAUUUCUUUGUCACCUUCCUCAUCUAAGACAAGGAAAUCCACUUUGAAAAGCAGGUUGUCUUCUAAUGUCAAAACGAUCUCUUUACAGUUAAAUGAAACUCCUGCUUUGCCUGAUCAGAAAAGGAAGUUGAGCAAGGCAAAGUCUCCAGCCAGAGCAUCUUAUUCUUCAUCCUCAGGUUGUAGGACUCAUUUGUCAAAGCUGUCAUUGACAGCACUAGUUGAGGCAACAAUAGAGACUUGUCAGCUUCAUAGAGAAGAAGCAAACCCUACAGAAAGUGUACCUGUACAGUCUGACCACAAAGUUUCAAUAAAAGGCAUUGCUGGGAAAACUAUUGAGUCGGAGAUAAGUCAGACACCUGGACCUGAGCAAGGCCAAGAAUUACAUGAAGGAGGCUUUCAGGUCUUGGACAGUGUUAAUGAUGAUGACGCAUGUUUAAAGGAGUGCAGUGAAAUUGGAUUGGAUGCUUCUCGCAAAGUGCUAGACAAUGAUAUCAGAGACCAAAUAACUACAGUUCAAGAGCCCAAUCCUUUGGCCAAAAAUGAAAGUUUUACAGUAAAGCAGCUGUCUGAAGAUUUGAUUCUGGUAGUGGACAUUUGUGACAAAAAUGCAGCAGAGAGCAGGGGAGAUGGAAGCAAGGGGAAAGAUGAAAUAACGCUUUUGGAGGAAUCAUCUAAAGCCUCCAAAGAUGCUGGCUUAAUUGCAGAAGGUAAAAAACAGCCUUUUGAAGAGGGAGACAACACUGUAAAAGAGGGUACUAAACAACAAACCUUUGAGAUACUGGAUUCAACUGAUAGUCAUAAUGAUGAUUCUAUUUCUUCAGACGCUCAGCUUUUUGAUGAGCAGAAUUUUGAGAGUUUUGUCACUGUUGAUGAAAUUGAGGAUGUGGAUGACAACCAAGGCACCUUCUCAUCUGAGCAGAACUCCAGAAAGAAAAGAAAAAGACAAAACUCAGAUGUUUCAUCUUCUGCCAAGAAGAUCUCAACAAGAUCCUUGAAAGAGUCUAAGAACUCAGCUGCUUUAUCUUCCGAAUCCAAGCCCACUGAAGCUUCAGAGAAAAGCACCCUGUCUUUAGGCUUGACCACUGACUCACCAAAAAAACAAAAAGGCUCAUCUGAACCAACCAAAUUCAAUACCACAUCUAUGCAAUCUGCUCAGGCCUCUAAGACCCCUUUAUUCUCUUCUUCGCUGCCUGUCGAAAUUCAUGCAUCGCCUUUUCACAGAGCACAGCCACACAAGACAGAAUCUCCAGCCAGAAGACCACACACUGUAUCCUCAGGCCACAAGACCCAUUUGUCAGAGAUGGCAUCAACAUCAGAUAUUGAGGCAUCUGUAAAGAUUCAAUAUUCUAAUGAAUCAGAGAAAAAAAACACAGAGUGUGCAACAGCAAAGUCUGACCACAACGUGUCAGGAGAGGGCAUUGCGGCAGGGGAUUAUGUCGGAAAAUGUAUUGAGGAGGAGGAGGAGGAAGAUGGUGAAACUUACCAAGUCAUUGAUUCAGUUGAUGAUCAAACAGAAGAACAGCUGGAUGACGAUGGAAAUCAAGAUGGCUGUGCUAAAACCAAGUAUCCAGGACCUAAACAAAGCCACACAUUGCAUGGGGAAGGUUAUCAGAUUUUAGACGAUAUAAAAUCCACAAUCCGAAAUGAAAUAAAACAGUACAUUGAAUGUCAAGACAUCCAAAACACUUCAACAGAUGCUACUGAAGCAUUUGAGAUACUGGAUUCAGUUGAUGAUCUGACUGAAAUAGAAGAUGAUAACCAAAAAUUUGAAACCCUCGGCACCCAAGUAUCUAAAGAAGCCACAGAAGAAGAGGAAGAAGCUUACCAGGUAAUUGAUUCUGUGGAAGAUGAGCCAGCAACCACAGAGACCAAAUUGGAGGCAGACAACAAGGAAAAAAGAACAGAUAAAUCCAAUGAACCUAAAAGAGAUGAUAGACCAACAAGGAGGAGUGGAUCAAGGUCCAGAACAUCUAAAAGUGAAGAGGAGGGGAAAUUACCAAUAAAAGAGGACAAGAUGGUGAAAAAAUAUGAGACAAGAACAAAGAAAAGCAAUACAGAAAAAGACAGAAAUAUUCUCAAGGACACUGAAAAGAUCAUUCAUGGGAAAGUAAAUUUUGAUAAAGAUGAACCAAUUCAAGAUGCUUUUACUGCAGAAAGGUCUGGUAGUAGAAGGUCUGCUAGAGGAUACAAAAAGGACAAACUGACAUACACAGAACAAUCUGAAAAGCCAGAAGCAGUAGAGACUGACAACAGCAAUUCAGCCAUUACAGAACAAUCUACCAGUGGGAGAAAGGAAAGAACGGCUAAAGAAGUCCCAACAAAAGACAAGACUACAGCAAGAAGGAGAACCACAUGGGCUGUACAUUCCCAGAAAUGGGAUCCUGAGAAAAAUACAGAAAAUGAAGAGACAACGCUACCAACCGAGAAGACACCAACAACAAAGAGUGAUGCCUUGAUAAAAGACUUAAGGGAAGACUCUACCUACGAAAUACACCCUGUGGAAGAUGAUGAUGUUAGGAAUAAUCGACCUGCAACUUCAGAAAACACAAGGUUGGAAAGACCAAGGAAAUAUAUUGAGAAAACUUUUUUGGAUGACACAUCUGAGCUAGUGACUCUUGAUGAGGUGGGGGCAGAUGAGGGUGGAGAGAAAGGUUUUUUGGAGGGAGAAGAGUGGAAUAGGGAGAUUACGGAGGAUGAGCUGCAGGAGUUUGUCACAUUGGAUGAGAUUGGUGAAGAAGAGGAGGGACAUGAGGUCUGCCCACUCAACCCAGAUAGCCAGUCAGUGAAGUCCUUAAACCAAGAGACUUUGUCAAAUGUGAAUGAAGCAGUGGAUGAUGAGAAUGAGAAGGGUGUCAAAAAGGAGACUCAGAAAAUCUCAAGAUCUAAUAAACGCAAAUGUGAUGACAAUGCAGUGAGAAAAUCUGUUAGAGGGAAAAAAGGGGACGCAACACACGAGAGAGAAGAUGCAGAAACAGAAUCACUGCCUGCCGCUUCACUCGAGUCCUCGUCACUGGACAAAAACGUAUCUGUACUGUCAAGUGACGACAAACCAGACAGCCAAAAAACAGAGGAGAAACCAGAGAGCCAGCCCGAUGUUGAUGCUGCCUCUGCUGGGCAACAGCAACAGCCUGAGUGUCUUGAUAAUCAGACACAGGGAGGACCGAGCAGGAGUGACGUUAAAGCUUUCCGUAAACGAAGGAGAGCACUUAUUGAACCCAAAGCAAAGCGAUCUUGUUCUCAGUCUCCUCGCAUCACAGACAACUUGGAUGCUGAUGCGUCCCUUGGUGAUGAGCAUGUUGUCCAAAAAAUGGGGCUUUUCUGUAACCUCUGCUCCAUUUUCUACCUGGAUGAGCAAAAUGCUAAGGACCUCCACUGCAGAAGCCAGAAACACCAGGAAAACCUAAAGAAACAUCAACAGAAUCUUCGACGGAGGCCUUCAAGAAUGUCGAUGAGAAAUUCUCAAGGCUCUGUUAAGGAUGAAUAUAACUAGAUUUUUUUUGUGUUCUUUCCCUUUUUUAUGAGAAGUGCAAACAAAACCACGUGUCGUUGAGAUUUGGUGGCGAGUGGCUCAAGUUCGUGGACAAGUUUAAAAUGUAAACUUUCAUGUGAGUAAUUAGCACUCAUGAACAUAUUCUUAUAAGAAAAAUAACUAAGAGCUUUCUUUCCUCUGGUUGCAGAAGGGUUUCAGUUGUAUAGAAGUUGGUAGGAAGUCUGCUUGUUUCAGGUAAUUCUAACAAAAACAUGACAUUUGUUUACUAAAUGUUGGUUAUUUUCAAGAGGGAGAUAGGAGGAUUACCCACAUUUCACUCUUUAGCUAACCAGAUGCACGUUUACAGUUGCGUGCUCCACUUGUUUAAGUCAUGUGAAACAGAAAGGAUGUCAGUUUUCAGCUUCAUGUACUUUGCUGCUGUUAGAGAGAAGCAUGUUGUGUAGAUUUAUGCAAAGCUAAUAUACUUUUUUUCCUCUUUCAGUGAGAGAGAGUAUAACUAUAUUUUUUCUAUGAUUGGUUUUCCGUAUGUCAAAGCUGUUAACUAUGUUAUGGUCACCCUGUAAAUCUUCAUGCACAUCAGUGAUGUUUAAAUGCAACAUUUUCUCCCUGCAAGUCACUACAGAAAUAUCUGUACACAUUUCCUGUGUAACCUCGGGGAAAAUAAAACACUUCCUGUUUUUUCAGCUUUAGACAUUUCUGUCAUUUAUUCGAUUCUGCUCCUUCUAUUGUUAAAUGUUUUUCACAAAGAUAUCGUACACAUGAAUGAAUUCUUAAAUACUGUAGUAGUUAUUAAAAUAGUAUAUAGGAUUUGUGUAGCCAUAAAUAUUUAUCUUAACUUUUAAUUGUAUUAAUACUGUAUUACAUCUGAAUUUAAUAUCAUUAAACACACAAUCAAAC